AUGGCACCCCACUGGUACUGUUUGUUUCUGGGAGUGGUACUCACACAGGGACUUUUCGCUUUAAGCCCGAUCCCAGUUCCGGAAGAAGAAUGGAUAGAGUUUUCCAGGAUGUUGAGGGAUCCUCAGUACCGUCUCCCAAGAACAUCUAUCCCGCAGAAGUAUCAAGUGACUCUUACGCCAUACCUGGAUAUAACUUCUACUCCCAACGUUACUCCGUUUACAUUUGACGGAGAAGUUACCAUUGACUUAACUGUUCUAACAGCAACAAAUGAAAUUGUGUUACACUGUAAUGAUCUGACAAUUCACGAGUUAACAUUAACAACAGCCACAGGGAUAGCGGUAGCAUUAGAAAAUAAUAUAUUUACUUGUGAAAUGCCGUAUAGUUUUCUAAGAGUGCGGGCAACAUCACAGUUAACACCUAACACGCAAUAUACACUUAAGUCUAGGUUCAGUGGAAAUUUGCAGACUAACAUGAGAGGGUUCUAUAGAAGUUGGUACAAGGAUAGCAAUGGUCAAAAGAGAUGGUUAGGGUCCACACAAUUUCAACCAGGUCAUGCCCGUCAAGCUUUCCCUUGCUACGAUGAACCUAGUUUCAAGGCAUUAUUUGAUAUAACGAUUAUAAGAGAUUCCACGUUACAACCAACUGUAUCUAAUAUGCCCAUCAAGGCCACCGAAAUUGGCACUGGAAGAGUAUCCGAAACCUUCUACACAACCCCAAAAACAUCAACAUAUUUACUCGGUUUUAUAGUUUCUGACUUUGAAAUAGUAGCCACAAAUAACAACGCUACGCACCCAUUCCAUAUCUAUGCACGAACUACUGCGAGCAAAACUGGGGACUUUGCACUGGAUAUGGGAAUUAAACUAUUGGAUAUCAUGACGGAUUACACUAACAUCCCAUAUUACGAAAUGGCUCCAAACAUUGACAUGAAACAGGCAGCAAUUCCUGACUUCUCAGCAGGUGCUAUGGAGAACUGGGGCAUGCUUACAUACAGGGAAGCUUUUCUCCUUUACGACGAAGACAACAGCAACCAUUGGUACAAGCAAAGAAUUGCGAACGUAAUAGGACAUGAAGUCGCCCACCAGUGGUUUGGAAACCUAGUCACGUGCUCGUGGUGGGACAAUCUGUGGCUGAACGAAGCGUUUGGUAGAUUUUAUCAAUAUUAUCUGGCUGAAAUGGGUGCUCCAGAAAUGGGCUUCAACACAAGAUUCAUUGUUGAACAACUCCGAGUGUCAAUGUUAUCUGAUUCGGUUGAUUCUGCGCAUGCGCUGACAAACCCCGACGUCAAUGAUCCAGCUAGUGUGUCAGCCCACUUUUCAACCAUCACCUAUGCAAGAGGCGCAUCUAUGUUAAGAAUGACGCAAUACCUUCUCGGUGAUGGAACUUUCGUUAAGGGUCUCCGGAAGUUCCUUGAUGCCAGGAAAUUUGACGUAGCAGAUCCCAGUCACCUCUUCUCUGCCUUGGAUGAGGCUGCGAGGGAGGAUGGAGCUUUGGCCAAUUACAAUGGCGUUACCAUCAAAUCAUACUUCCGGACAUGGUCAGAAAGAGCUGGUCAUCCACUCCUAACAGUUACUGUUAACCAAACCAGUGGACAAGUUCGCAUUAACCAGGCUCGCUGGGAACGUGACACAGGAAUGUCGCAAUACAGCCAAAUCUGGCAAAUACCUAUAACAUGGACUCGGGCUAACGUUUCUGAUUUUGACGAUCUAAAGCCAUCGCUCAUAAUAACUGAAGCAGCUGCCUCAUUUAAUAGAGGGACCUCUGGUCCUGAAUGGAUCCUACUUAAUAAACAACAAACAAGCUUUUACAGAGUCAAUUAUGAUCAUAAUAAUUGGGUUCUCCUCACAAGAGCCCUUAGAAGCAAUUCAAGAACUGCGAUUCACGAAUUUAACAGGGCUCAGCUCGUUGAUGAUCUCUUCAACGGUGCUCGUUCUGGAAUACAAAUUUACCCGAAUAUGCGCCCAUGGGUCUACUGCAAUGGUCUUCGCCAAGGUACAGCUGAAGAUUUCACAUUCUUCUGGAAUAAAUAUCUUGAUGAACAACUAGCCACUGAGGUGGUUGUUAUGCUGACUGCAGCUGGUUGUACUAAAGACACAGCUGGUUUGGAAACAUUCUUGAGUGCUAUCAUAAACGCUGAUGAAAUUAUCAGGCCUCAAGAUGUCUCAACAGCUUUAAGCUCAGCAGUAACUAGUAAUGAAGAAAAUACUAUGAAAGUAUUGAAUUGGUUGAAUAGAAACAUCGCUCAAGUUAAUAGCAGACUCGGCAGUGCAUCGACAUUCGUCAGCAACAUUGGUGGUCGGCUCCGCAAUGAAGCACAAAUAACUGAGUUCCAAAACUGGCUUGACGGGAAUCGCGAAGUCCUUGGUGCUGCGUACACCACUGGUGUUAACUCUAUUGCAACUACCAGACGUAACAUGGCCUGGUCAGCUAAUAGACUUAGCGAGUUCACCACUUACUUCGAUAAAGGCUAUGUUGAGGAAGAAUUAGAUUUGGAUGAAGCUGAAGAAGUAGAAGAAGAAGACCCUGAAGAAGACACUGGCGGUGACGCCAGCGCUGCAGCAUUGAGCACCAUUUUGCUUCUAAUAACUGUUUCUAUUAAUAUGUAUGCGUAA
This is a messenger RNA of Pieris macdunnoughi, 2610 nucleotides long. NCBI's taxonomy places the organism in Eukaryota, Metazoa, Arthropoda, Insecta, Lepidoptera, Pieridae. The record is from the annotation of a GenBank genome assembly.